UUCAGUACGUCGACGCUGUCAGGGUGGCAAAGAAAGAGGGGACGUAGGCUCGUUUGAGAAAUAUUAUCAAACCCUACAUGUGUGCUUUAGUUGAUGUAACUGUCGUGUUUUUGUGUUUAAAUCCAGCCGUGUUUCAUCUACGUUACGGCUCCUCUCGUCACACAUCUGACGAAGCUUGAUCCCGGGUUUUCAGCACCUGGACAGCUCCCGGUCGCGAGCCUCUUCUCCUUAUUAUCGGGCACAUGGAGUCCCUGGUGUGAUUGUGGGGGAAGCCCUGCAAGCACAUCAUGCCUCCCUCCGAAAUAGACGUCGUUUUUUCCCUGAUCCAGUGACAGCGUCGUCGUCUCUGCUGAACGAUGCUGCUUUCAGUCCGGAGGAGGUGUUUUCUUCGUGCGCUGUCUUACGGGUGCUCGGCCAACGCAAAUUUGGGGGGAAUCGCAGCCUACACACAGCAAGAUCCGAGCUUCCUUCAGACUGAUCAUCACCAUCAUCAUCAUCAUUAUCAUCAUCGGCGAGGAGGGAGAUAUUACCAUCAUCUCUGCGAGGGCAAAGGAGUCACGACAACACUUUGCACGAUGUAGAGCUCGAAAACAGAAGAGGAGUGGUAGGAGCCAAGUCUCUGCAGUGGUGAAAUCACACUUCACACUUGGGGUCGUUUAGCGUGGACGUCUAUUUGCAGUGACAAGGCCUCAACAUGAGCAACCCUCAGGCUCCUCCCCAGGCCCGAGCCUCAGAGCUGGAGGUGAUCUCUCAGCAAGUGGAGGAGGACAAUCAGUGCGUGGCCCCGGCCCAGCUAGUCAGCUUGGCCUACAGAGACUUGCCUUUGGCCGCCCUGGAUAUUUCCCUCGCUGGAUCUCAGCUCAUCUCAAACCCGGAUGAAGAGGACAACAGAGAUGGGUCAAACUGGUUGAAACCAUGCUGUGGGCGCAGGGCAGCGCUGUGGCAGGUCUGUCUGCUGUCGGCAGGCUUUAACUGUGUCCUGGUGGCCUGUGUCAUUCUGGUGGUGCUGCUGCUGACGCUGGAGCUGCUCAUAGACACCAAGCUGUUGCAGUUUAAUAAUGCAUUCCAGUUUGCCAGCAUCAUCCACUGGAUCAGCCUGGCUAUCCUCUCUGUGUUCUUCACUGAGACGGUGUUCAGGAUCGUGGUGUUGGGGAUAUGGGAUUACAUAGAGAACAAAGUAGAGGUGUUUGAUGGAGCUGUCAUCGUCCUUUCUCUGGCCCCCAUGGUGGCCUCCACAGUGGCCAAUGGCCCCAGUAGCCCCUGGGACGCUAUCGGUCUCAUCAUCACACUGCGCAUCUGGAGGGUCAAGAGGAUCAUUGACGCCUAUGUGCUGCAGGUGAAGGUGGAGAUGGAGUUGGAGAUUCAGCAGUAUGAGAAGGCCAAAGCAGUGAGAGAAGAGCAGCUUGACCGUCUCACCCAGAUCUGCCAGGAGCAGGCGUUUGAAAUCAGGCAGCUGAGAGCCCACCUGGCCCAGCAGGACCUGGAUCUGGUAGCAGAGCGUGAAGCAGCCAUGCAGAUCCACCAUAUGUGGGGUAAACAGAGCAGCAGCUUCCAGGAGGUGGACGGACUGGCCCCAGGGGCCUCUGAGUCUCAUGGGCCAAAUAAAGCCAGAGAGCCCGGGGGGCCUGCAGAUCACCAUGGGCAAGAUGACAUGAACAACUACAUCAGCCAGUACUACAGUGAGCCUAGCAGUGAUAUGGGGAUCCCAGACCCUGCACGCGUCAUCACCACAGCAGCCAUAGAUGUUCACCUGCCUAAUAACCCCAGCCAGCUCCCCUCUUCCUUGGUGAGUGCUGAUGCGGUGCUGUCCAGCCGUCUGCAGCGGACAGGGAGCUCAGUCAGCGAAGCCUCCACCACCACAGUGUCCCGUACUAGCUUCAGUGCCCGGCAGCACAGCAUCAGCAGCCACACGCUAGGCUCCACCACAGACUGCAGCUCCACUGUGCGCGAGGCCUCCACCUCCACAGAUUACAGCGACCAGCGCUGCUAUCCGCCACCUUACAGCAGUCCUCUCGCUCUAGGCACCCAGCCGCGAGGGAGUCCCAGCGCGGUGGUGCAGGAGCUGCUUUCCUCUUUGUCUGAGGACUCCUGUCUCACACAGAAGGGCCUGGACCCUGUUAAUCUGAAACCACCCAGCCCAGCAGGUUCUACCAAAACCAGCCCUGAGCUGGAGCACAGGCUCAACAUCUACAACAAGAGGAACCAGGAGAGCAGAGUCGGGCUGCACUCUAAACCUCUGAUCCACCUGCAGAGCACUGAGCCUCUUCUGGAGGAGAAGUACAGGAUGAUGGAGCCAGUGGACGCUCCUGUCAGCCGCCUGUCAGAGACAUAAAGACUGCCUGAUGAGGUGACUCUUUCCUCGGAUCAACUACAAAAAGUAACGCCCUACUAAACGCUGGUGUUUGUGGUCCCUGGCACAAACCGCGUGUUCUCUUGUUACUGACAGGACUGAGGGGAUGAACCAAACACAGCAGCACAAAAACAAAAGAUGGAAAACUGGACACGGCAGACUUUUUACCAGGCUCCAUUUAUCAGGAAUCGACUCUCACAAAAAUACUUUUCGAGUUUUAUAAAAAAAUAAUUACAGAGAGAAACCAGCAAAAGGGCUCAAGCCCAACAUUUUCAGACUACCGCAGAAAAAUAUCUGGCUUUUGAUGUGACGAGUUGUGAUUUCUUUCAAAGAAGUGAAGAAUUUGCUGAAUGGAUCAAAUUAUAUAUUUAAAGGUCAGAAACUGUGAACAACUUCCUGCAAGCUAAAAGGCAUGGAUCUCUCACAAGUGCAGUGUAUCUGCUGUUUUAAGUCAGUGUAAUGUCUCCAAACACAUUGAACAGUCCUCUUUGACUGGACUGCAGCAGGGUACAUCAGAUCACAUGUUCUUUCUAACUUUGUCUUUCUAUAAUAGCAAUGUUAACAUUUUUAUUCAAAUUCUUUUCACUGGUGGAUGAUUAAAAAUAUUCACAGUUUUUAUCUUGGUGCAAUGACUAAAAUCAGUGCUUACUGAGAUUUUGCAAAUACAGCAUGCCCUUCACAAACCUAUUUAAUUAAAAGCCUACCUGCAUAAGUUAGGCUACCUGAUAAUUUUAAUAUCAUUCAGGUCUAAAAAGUUACAUUUUUAGUGAUUUUAAUGUUAGGAUGCUGUGUUAACAAUCCAGGAUGUGUUUGAUCAGUUAUAUUGCUGGCAAAAAUGUGAGGGGCAAGAAAAUGUUG
Cheilinus undulatus (humphead wrasse) is the source of this 3208-nucleotide messenger RNA. RefSeq names its product transmembrane protein 266 (gene tmem266). Bases 695 to 2332 code for a protein of 545 amino acids. Lineage: Eukaryota; Metazoa; Chordata; Actinopteri; Labriformes; Labridae. Gene Ontology annotation, cellular component: plasma membrane. The record is from RefSeq and is a predicted model, not a curated record. The transcript has 11 exons. Gene Ontology annotation, molecular function: voltage-gated channel activity.